Molecule: messenger RNA, 2785 nt
Organism: Syngnathus typhle (broad-nosed pipefish)
Lineage: Eukaryota; Metazoa; Chordata; Actinopteri; Syngnathiformes; Syngnathidae
Product: NACHT, LRR and PYD domains-containing protein 3-like
Exons: 6
Coding region: 74-2713 (879 amino acids)
Molecular function (GO): protein binding
Source: RefSeq, a predicted model, not a curated record
CACUUUGGAUGUGGAAUGGUAUUGUGCAAGAAAAUCAAGGUUUGCCUUUUGCUUUCAGUUUCACGAGGGAAAGAUGGCUCAGGAUGCCGAGAGCAAGGAGCUGCUGUUGGAAACGCUGGAAGACCUGGGGGAUGACGACUUCAAGAAGUUCAAGUUUUAUAUGCAUCUGCCUAAGAGAAAAGACGCAGACCGGAUUUACAUCGCCAAAGAGCUGGUGAACAGGUACAGCAAGAACGCUGUGGCGGAGACCAUCAAGACUCUGGAGAAGAUCAACAACUAUGAACUGGCCCAGAAGCUGCAAAUCAAAGGUGUCACCCGUGCGCCUUCAGAUAGCAUCUCCUUAGAGGUACAGAUGGGCGAAUUCAAGCGGGAGCUGCAAGAGAACCUGCGGGCCAUGUACUGCAAGGCUCCCGAGGGCAACACAGAGCACAGCCAGCAGGAGGUUCUGGAGAGCAUCUACACCAAGCUCCACAUUAGCCGCGGCGUCGCCAGUCUCCCCGACAAGCAGCACGAGGUCUUUCAGAUGGAGAUGCGCGGCCAAGACGAGGAGGAGGAGUCCAUCGAGCCGUGCGACAUCUUCAAAAGCGAGAAGCCCCUUCGCACCAUGGUCACCGUGGGCUUCGCGGGCAUCGGGAAGACCUUCCUGGUGCGCAAGUUUGUCCUGGACUGGGCCAACGGGACAACCAAUACAGACGUGGACUUCAUCUUUCCCUUGCCCUUCCGCGAGUUGAACUUGGAGGAGGAGAAAAGCUUUUCGCUGGCAGAGCUCAUCCAGCACUUCAUGUGCGAAAGCAAGGCGGCCAUCAAGAUGCUGCAGGACAUAUUGGUCAGGCUGCAAGAUUUGGGCAAGCCCACCUACCAAAGCAGCAGCGUCAAGAUUUUGUUUGUACUGGACGGCUUGGACGAGUGCCGCCUCAAACUGGACCUGAGCGACGAGCGCAAGGAGCGCCUGGAUGUGACCCGAGCGUACCCCGUGGAGGUCCUCCUGGCGCAUCUCAUCAAGGGGAACCUGCUUCCCUGCGCCCGGCUUUGGAUCACCACGCGGCCCCAGGCGGCCCGCGACAUCCCGCCGCGCCUGGUGGACGGCCGAACCGAGGUGAAAGGUUUCAGCCACUCCCAGAGGCUGGACUACUUCAAGAAGAGGUUCCCCAAUGACGAGAAGGACGUCAUCAAACAUAUCCAAAAGUCUCGCAGCAUUUUCAUCAUGUGCCACUUGCCCUUCUUCUGCUGGCUCACCGCCACCGUUCUCCGACGCUGUUGGGAGCUGCCCGAAACCCUGACCGAGAUGUACACAGAGUUCCUACUCUAUCACCUGGGCAGGUCCGAGGACCGAGGCGGCCAGAAGAGCACGGAGUACGUCAAAGGGCUGGCCAAGAUGGCUUUUCGGCAUCUCAUGAAAAAGCAACAGAUCUUCUACGAGAGCGACUUGCGGGAAAGCGGCUUGGAUGACCCGCAGGUCGCAAAACACUCGGGAGUCUUCACCGAGGUCUUCGAGGAGGUACCCCCGCUCAAAAAAUACAAAUGCAGCAAGAUGUUUCAGUUCAUCCACCUGAGCAUCCAGGAAUAUCUGGCCGCUCUCUACGUGAUGAUGAGCCUGUUCCAGGACAACAGGAACGUGCUGGGAGAGCUCCCAAUGCAUUGCGAGCAGACGUCGCUCGUCCGGGUCCACCAGGCGGCCAUCCGCAAAGCCUCAAAAAGUGAGGGAAACCUGGACUUGUUCCUCCGCUUCUUGGUGGGCCUUUCCUUGCAGUGCAACCAGGAGCUCAUGGGCGAGCUGCUGAAGGCUCCCAAGAACUUCAGCCACAGCAACGCAAAAACAGUCCGCUUGAUCGAGCAACAGAUAGAUAAGAACUCUCCUGAGGAGAACAUCAACUUGUUCUACUGCCUGAAAGAGCUGAAGGACGAGUCCCUGCUGGAGCAGAUCCAAAAGUACCUAAAAGAAUUGCGGUUCCACGGUGAGAACGUACCUCCGGCCAUGUGGUCGGCCCUGGUCUUCUUCUUGCUGGCUUCCGACGUUGCCAUGAGCUGCUUCAAACUCUGGAAAUACGCUCCGUCCGAGACGGGGCUCCAGAUGUUGCUGCCGGUGGUCAAGGCUUCUCGAAAAUCAGUGCUCUGGGACUGCAAGCUGAGCAAAAAAAGCUGCGAGGCGCUGGCCUCUGUUCUAAGCUCGCCCUGCAGCCAGAGGGAGCUGGAUCUCAGCCACAACGACUUGCGUGACGACGGGCUGGAGGCGCUCGCCGCCGGACUGGCAAAGCCGGAGUGCACCUUGCAAGUCCUGGAUCUCAGCAGCAAUGACUUGGGUGACGACAGGCUGGAGGCGCUCGCCGCCGGACUGGCAAAGUCGCAGUGCACCUUGGAAGUCCUCACGCUCUGGGACUGCAAAUUGAGCACGAAAAGCUGCGAGGCGCUGGCCUCCGUUCUAAGCUUGCCCUGCAGCCUGAGGAAGCUGGAUCUCGGCGCCAACGACUUGGGUAACGACGGGCUGGAGGCGGUCGCUGCCGGACUGGCGAAGCCGCAGUGCACCUUGCAAGUCUUCGGGCUCCAGUGGUGCAAGCUGACCAAGAGAAGCUGCCAGGCGCUGGCCUCCGUUCUAAGCUCGCCCUGCAGCCUGAGGGAGCUGGAUCUCAGCCACAACGACUUGGGUGACGACGGGCUGGAGGCGCUCGCCGCCGGACUGGCAAAGCCGCAGUGCACCUUGCAAGGCCUUAAGUAAGGCUCUCCUCCACCCCCGUCGAGCGAGCGGCAGAAGGCCAGCCGGCCCAAGAACCUUGGGCUUGUGUCAGCC